UAUAUAUAGAAAGAGAGAGAGAGAGACGGUUAUUAUCUAAUUUAUCUUGAAUUAAUUAUAUAAAUAUGUCUAUUUCUCUAUAUAACUUGGUGAUCGAGUUGUGAAAUAAUUAAGAAAUUAAGAGAGAUGGGGUGGAAGCUGUGUGUGAGAGAGCUGAGACCUCUGCUUCACCUGCUGUUGCCUCUCUGCGUUCACUGGGUCGCCGAAGAGAUGACCGUUUCGGUCCUCGUCGAUGUCACCACCAAAGCUGUGUGUCCCGGACAAUCCACCUGUUCUCAAGCAAUUUACAUCAAUGGUAUUCAGCAAACGGUCGUUGGAAUUUUCAAGAUGGUGGUGCUUCCAGUCCUAGGCCAGCUUUCCGAUGAGCAUGGGCGUAAACCACUGCUUCUUAUUACAAUAUCCACUACUAUAAUUCCUUUUGGUUUACUUGCGAUCAGCGAGUCGAAGGAAUUUGUGUAUGCUUAUUAUGUGAUCCGUACAUUUUCAUAUAUUAUAAGUCAAGGGAGCAUUUUCUGCAUUGCUGUUGCAUAUGCCGCAGAUGUUGUUGAUGACAGUAAGAGAGCUGCAGUUUUCAGUUGGAUUACAGGCCUCUUUUCUGCUUCGCACGUCUUGGGAAAUCUCCUAGCGCGUUUCCUUCCUGAAGAAUACAUUUUCGAGGUUUCGAUUGCUCUCUUGAUCUUUUGUCCGGUCUACAUUCAACUAUUUAUGCCUGAGACAGUUCACCUGACUCCGAAACAGGACAAAAGUUCAUUUUGCUUGCACAAGGCAUUCAAGGUUGUUCAGGAACGAUAUAACUCAAUGAAAUAUGCCGCAAUUAUUGUCAUCAACAGUCCAACACUUAAGGGCAUUUCUCUUGUUUCCUUCUUCUAUGAGAUGGGAAUGACAGGCAUCAGCAGUGUCUUACUGUACUAUCUGAAGUCGGCUUUUGGUUUCAACAAAAAUCAAUUUUCAGAAAUUUUGAUGAUGGUGGGAAUAGGAUCAAUUGUGUCUCAGAUGUUGGUGCUUCCUCUACUCAAUCCAUUGGUCGGAGAGAAAGUGAUACUUUGCUCAUCCUUACUUGCAUCAAUAGCUUAUGCAUUGCUUUAUGGCUUGGCAUGGGCUUCUUGGGUACCAUACCUGAGUGCUUCAUUUGGAGUCAUCUAUUGCCUUGUUAAACCUGCUACUUAUGCUAUUAUAUCAAAAGCUUCAAGCUCGAACGAUCAGGGGAAAGCACAAGGGUUUAUUGCUGGUGUGGAAUCAAUAUCAAGUUUGUUAUCACCACUUGCAAUUAGUCCAUUGACAUCAUUGUUCCUGUCCAGCAAUGCGCCUUUCGACUGCAAAGGUUUCAGUAUUAUCUGUGCAUCGUCAUGCAUGGUGAUUGCCCUCGGUUGUGCUUGGAUGCUAAAACCAGAAGCACCACCAAAGAAUGAUUUGGAGGCUAAUGUAGAUAACAUUGAAUCGCCACUUCUGUCAUAGAAGGUGGCAGUAUAAUCCUAGAUACUCCUCUUAGGCUGCAAUGUAAUCAAAUUUUGAUGUUUCUUGUGCCAAGUGUUGUCGCUAAUAUAGAAUGUAAAUAUCUAUGUAGUCUGCCAUUUUCUGCUAGUUUCAUUCUCUCAUAGAAAAUAUAGAACAUUGAAUUGUUUCUCCUGCAACAGGAGAAUGUAUUGUAAUUAUUUUUCAUGCUCCACAUAAGAGUGGUGUGUUAAAUGAUCUAAAGGUAUGUGAUGUCACGAAAAUAAGUGAAGCAAAUUCUAAUUUAUUGUUA
Molecule: messenger RNA, 1744 nt
Organism: Cornus florida
Lineage: Eukaryota; Viridiplantae; Streptophyta; Magnoliopsida; Cornales; Cornaceae
Exons: 14
Coding region: 127-1455 (442 amino acids)
Biological process (GO): transmembrane transport
Molecular function (GO): transmembrane transporter activity
Source: RefSeq, a predicted model, not a curated record